AAGAAAAUGGGAUGCUGUUGUUUCCAUGGCCUCCUCUGCACCCAGCCAACAAGUAGAGAAUGAUCUCUUGCUCAGAGCCUUUGAGAUCUACAUCUUCACCAUGGCCCAGAUCCUCCGGCGACCCAUUGUUGUUCUAGCUGAGAACGUGCCCCUCAGUGAUGGAGGUCCCUCAUUGAGCGGCAUCUACCUGCCACUACAAUGGCCAGCAGAAGAGUGUGUGAAGAACCCCAUCAUGCUUGCCUAUCACAGUGGCCAGUUCUUCCCACUGCUCUCUACCCUAGCUCCACAGCAGGCCACAUCUCCUGUCCCCAUUGAUGCAGUUCCACUGAUAAGGCAGAAUGGAGAAAGUCUUCCAGUGCAUCUACUGCUACCGGAGGAAGCUGGCCAUGUCCAGGAGUACCUAAACCAGCGCAUUGAUACCGUCCAGGUCCAAGAUCACCAUGACAAUCGCCUAGUAGGAGCAAGGCUGGGCAUCCUAACACCUCCUGAUGAGUUGAACCUCUUUUUGGACAUCUUCCAGCAGACUGGGGGAAGGUCAAAUCCCGCAGAAGCCAGAGAAUCAUCCCCUGGGCCUGCUGCUUUCGAGAACAGGAAUGGAGGGGCUGACCAGAGCAUAUCUGUCUCCUGCACCCAAGGAGCAGAUGGUCUGACAUCUCGUGGCGCAGACCUCGAUCAGCAGAUGCUCAGAAUGUCCAUUCAGAAGGAAGUUGUGAGCCAUGGUAACAGUCACUCUCAUGUCUCACAGGUUCCAUUGGCGGAACGGGCAAUGACAUCCACAGCAAACCCAUGUACCACUGAUGGCAAUCAACACAGCCCUGGCAUUGUGCAAGUUCACAACAUGCCUCCUGCAAGUCAGCAAAGCAUCCACACCAGUCACAGCACCAACCAAGAUGAAGGUAACAACCACAAGACAACCUCAAGCAAGCUGGGAGAAUGGCAACAAAACAACGUCUUACCAAGGGAUGUGUCAGCCACAGCAGAAGGCAACCCAGAUGGAAAUCAUGCCUCAAGAGCCAAUAGUAGGUCCUCAAGAAUGGCCUGUGACAACACAGUACAGUGGGAUGCAACUGGAGCCAAACCAAAACAGUAUUCAUCCAGAUCUAGGGAUGGAUCAAAGAAGUUUGGAAAUCCUCCUGCUCGUGACAAGUCCAUCUGCAAAAUGGAAGGGUGUGGUGGAAUCGCAGAGCCCCGUCUUGGUGGCAUCUGCAGGGACUGCAACACCAAGAAGACCCAGAAAGAAAGGGAAAAGAGAAACAAAAAGAGACUUUCCAUUGAAAAUCCCUCAGCAGAAGGGCCCGCAUCCCAGUACAGAGAGGCCAGAAAAACCUCAAGAUCAGCUGGUCAAGAAAGAGAACAGCAGACACAGUCAGGCCAGAGGUCGGUUUCAUCAGCUCCAACAAGCAAGAACUCAUCAUUAGCUAAAGCGAUCAAAGAACGAAAGUCAAUGCAGCCAGUGAACACACCAACUUCAACAGCAAACACAAGUUGCAGAUCAUCAGCAACUGACGAUGGCACAUUGAUGAGGCCAGAAGUGCUUGGGCUGCAGACUACACCUAAGCCAGAAGUGCCUCAGUCCAAUGAUGCUGGAAGUCGCCCUGAGACUACAUUCCUACCUAACAGUGGACCUCCCAGUUCUAUCAUCUAUGCAAGUUCAAGUGGCCAAUCAUCAGCGACAAGCACCCAUGGCACUGACCCAAGUGUCAAUCAAAUGAUACUGAAUGGAAGAAAUCACCAUGCUGUAAAUCAGUCGACCAAUGAUAAAUCUACGUCCAGCACGCAGCACAAUGCAGAUGGACCCCUUGGACCUCCUUCGCACUAUUCUAGGACCACUGCACAACAUUCUGCUGACGGUGCUGUCCCAGAGAAUCGUAACUCCAUCCCAGCAGAUAAAAAGUGUUCAGCUCCAAACUGUGACAGACAGGUGAACAAGGACAUGAAUGGCUCUCUCUGUGGAGUGUGCCACCAGGUCCUUGGGCAAUUCAACCAGAUGUCUCUUCCCAAUAGUGGCACACUCAUCUUGGGACCAGGAAACACUAUUUCUGCAACUACAAGACCAAUAUCAAUUGGUGCAGCUGCAACAAUGACUACAAACCAGCACCCUGCCAUGGCUUCAGUUGUCAACCCACCCAUGAGGAACCAACAAGCUGUGCACACAGCAUCUGAACUGCCAUCCGCACAUCAAUAUCCACGAUCCUUGCUGCAGCAACGGGGCACAGGCCACCACCAGACUGUACCAUCACCAGGCCAGUCCACAGAGCAGUUAGCUACCCAGCCUUUAGUCACUGGGGGUUGCAGAUAUACAGAUGAGAUGAGUGCUUUGGCUUCCAACAGCUUUGAUGCAUCUCGUAACAUCUCACUGCAUACAGAUCCUGAGCCCUGUAGUCAGCCUGCAUCAAUGCCCCAAUCCAUUUCUUGUACUAAUUAUAAUUACUAUAACUUUGAACGUGGAUCUGUUCAAACUUUCAUCAAUAAUCCAUCACCCGCAAGAACACGAGCACGAGGGUCACCCUCCCCGCAAAAUGGCCAAACUCCACUUUUGAGGAAUAGCCCCUCUCCACCUUUACCUGCAAGACAGGGUCCCUCCACACAUACAAUGUAUGGCCAAUCCCCAAGGAAUGGUCCUCCCCCAACCCCAAGCUAUGGGUUUCCUCAGGGCCAAGGGUACCGGCAAGCCCCUAGAACCCAGUGGAACAAUCUUUCUGCAUGCUCAAAUGAAACAAAACCAUUUACUCAACAUCCCAUGCAAGACCCGGCCCUGCAUUCAAAUUCUAUUGGCCCACGAAAUACCCCUUCUCCUUCCGUGCCUAUUUUCAGAUGUAACAUGCGCGACUGCAACCAAAAAGGUGACCCCGCAUAUAGUGGGUUGUGCCCACAAUGCUUUGACUUUAUCCAAAGGAAUAGGAAAUGCUAACUCUCCACUUUCUGGCGACUCCAUUCCAAAGAUAUUACUACUUUGGCUCAAAAAUCACUAUAUUGAGGUUUGGACAUAAACUCUGCCAUCAUCUACAAGUCAUGUAGACUUGUCAAGUACUAACAAAAAAUUAACAUACAAUUUUGUGUAUGAUAAUUUUAUCAGGGACCACUUUGCGAAGAAAAGGAAUAUCUAGAUAAGUCUAUUAUAAUAUGACUAGAUAAUCAAGAAGUGCUGAACAGGACGUAUCUUUUGUAAUAAGAUACAUCUGUCUGUGUAAAUUUAUUUUUGAUGAAGAGCUUGUAUUUUCCUAACAUUUAGUAAAAGCGUAGAUAUACUUUUGAGAGGAAGCUGUAUUGUCAGGUGUAGACUAAGUGUUAUGAGAGAAACUGCAAAAGUUUUCCUCUUUUUGAUUGUUCUGCAUAACCAAAACAAAGAAGAAGAAGAUAAUUGUCAACUGCCUUAGGCUUAAUACACCAGUUUUGUACAAUUUAAGUACAAGCUGCA
This is a messenger RNA of Branchiostoma floridae (Florida lancelet), 3418 nucleotides long. RefSeq lists its product as uncharacterized. The transcript is spliced from 3 exons. The record is from RefSeq and is a predicted model, not a curated record. Lineage: Eukaryota; Metazoa; Chordata; Leptocardii; Amphioxiformes; Branchiostomatidae. Bases 26 to 2911 code for a protein of 961 amino acids.